GGCAGGGUCAGGGCUGGGAAGUGUUGCAAAAACUUACUGCCCUCGGAACUUGCUCGCGCCGUGAACUGGGCGGUGUUCCUGAAGGGCUUGGGUUUACUGGUUUUGUUUUGGUCCUGUCUAGCAAAUGAGCAUAAAGUUAUUUCUCCCUCAGCCUCCUCCCCUUUCCUUUCUGAUAGGGGCCAGCGGCGAAAGGGCUUCUAAGGGGAAGCGCCUGGACGGGGCAUCGUCGCCCCGGUUUUCGCCACCUGUGGGGGUGUGAGGUUAUCCGCGCUCGGUGCAGGGCUACGGGGCGCGGAGCUUGUUGCGUCCACACUGCUUGCGUGAGCAGUGUCCUCUCUGUGCUCGUUUCCAACGAGAAACGUUGGAACUUCGGUGGGUGUUCUUAUCAGCUCUUCACUGGGUCAUCUGUCUGUGUGUCACAGCCUCAGAAGACCAGCAAGAUGGCUGCCAACAAGAGUAAGGGCCAGAGCUCCUUGGCCCUCCACAAGGUGAUCAUGGUUGGCAGUGGAGGCGUUGGCAAGUCGGCCCUGACGCUUCAGUUCAUGUAUGACGAGUUUGUAGAAGACUACGAGCCUACCAAAGCUGACAGUUAUAGAAAGAAAGUGGUUCUUGAUGGGGAAGAAGUUCAGAUAGAUAUUCUGGACACCGCUGGGCAAGAGGACUACGCAGCCAUUCGAGAUAACUACUUUCGGAGUGGGGAAGGGUUUCUUCUUGUGUUCUCAAUCACAGAACAUGAAUCCUUUACAGCAACUGCCGAAUUCAGGGAGCAGAUUCUCCGUGUGAAGGCUGAAGAAGAUAAAAUUCCAUUGCUUGUCGUGGGAAACAAGUCUGACUUAGAGGAGCGGAGGCAGGUGCCUGUGGAGGAGGCCAGGAGUAAAGCCGAAGAGUGGGGCGUGCAGUACGUGGAGACAUCGGCGAAGACGCGGGCCAAUGUGGACAAGGUGUUCUUUGACCUAAUGAGAGAAAUCAGAACAAAGAAGAUGUCAGAAAACAAAGACAAGAAUGGCAAGAAAAGCGGCAAGAACAAGAAAAGUUUUAAAGAAAGAUGUUGCUUACUAUGAAUGUCAAGGUGACGGAUGAAGCCAGCUGCCCAUAAGGACACAGGGCUGGGUUGGUAAAGAGAAGGCUGUGGUUGACUUCUUGCUUGUGCUUCCUGCUCUUCCCAACUUCAUUCACUCAGACUUCUUUAAAUGGGGAAAAAUAUUUUUGUGACUCAGUGGCUGGCAGAAGAAAUAAGCCCAUGCAAGUGGAAGGGCUGCUUUGUCAGGAGGUUGUGGAGUUUCUGUCUUCUCCCCUUCUUCUGUCCCAAAAGCUUAACUAUGUAUAAAGUGCCACAGAUAGGAGACAGCUGUAAAUUACAGAGAGAGAGAAUUGUCAUAGCAUCUUAUUUUGUUCCUAGUUUUAUAACAUUACCAUCCUUUGUUUUGAACUACAAAUAUUGUAGUGGGUUUUGGAGGAGGAAGUGGAGUAAGAUGCCCUCCCACUUUUAUCAGGUUAGUAGUAGUACUGAGAAAAAUCCCUUCAGCUCUAAGCACACGGAAAAAUCCACCGAUUUUUUGGGUAAGUUUCUUGGCAAUACCCUAUGGAUCUGAAACAGCUAAAAAAAUGAAUUUGAAUUGCGCCAAAUAGGUCAAUACUAAGCUUCCGAAUCCUCCUCACAUAUGAAAAGUGAAAGUUUUGAGUUGUUUUCCUCUUAUUUAAAUACUGGCCAAUUAUAGUCUGUGUUGGUUAUUUUUCUCUUGUAAGCAUCCUGAUUUUUAUGUAGGAAAUUUUUCUUGGCAGACCAAGCGAAGACUCAAGAAUGGUGUACAUUAUAAAUGACACACGUUUCCACUCAUGUAGAUAUUUUUAAGUUCUUUGGCUAAGUCCUCUCCUAACUGCUCGUCCUCUGGUUAGGCCCCUCCCUCUCCACUAGUGGCGAAUGCAUGUGUCUUUCUGAUCAGCGUCACUGCACACAGAGGUCUAUUGAGCCUCUUGCUAAGUGUCUCACACACACUCUUCCCAAAGACGCGAUGAAUUAAAGUUGUAUUCUGAAAUUGUGAAGCCAGAGCCUGUGCCAGACCUUCUGCUACCUCUCAUAGAAUUGCUCUGUAAUUCUAAAUUUAAAAUUAGAAGUGGAGAGAGAUAAGCCAUUGCCCCAUUGCCUCUGAGAAUUGGCUGCUGUUUCUAAUCUAAUUAUUUUCUAAGAUAGCCAGAUAGUUAGAAAAAGAUGUUCAUUGAUGAGAUAUUUUUAAACUUGCUUGCAUCAGUAUUUUAAAUUGAGCAAACUGUAAGAUUUUCAUCAGGAAAGGAGCACUGUGGUAAAAAGCCCAGUAUUCACAUUUUUUUUCCCAUUUUUCAGAAGUGACAUUUCAUAUAUAGGUGCCAAAAGUGAAUUGGGGUGUGGAGAGCGGGAACCUUUUGAAUUUACAAUUAUCACAGAGAUUGUAGAAAUUAUGAUCUGACUGGAAAAUGAUCCUGUAUCCCCUCCCAAAGAAUCAUGGGCUUUUUUUAAAAUAAAAAAGCAGACAAAUAGA
Rhinopithecus roxellana (golden snub-nosed monkey) is the source of this 2516-nucleotide messenger RNA. RefSeq names its product RAS like proto-oncogene B (gene RALB). NCBI's taxonomy places the organism in Eukaryota, Metazoa, Chordata, Mammalia, Primates, Cercopithecidae. The record is from RefSeq and is a predicted model, not a curated record. Bases 441 to 1061 code for a protein of 206 amino acids. Gene Ontology annotation, cellular component: plasma membrane. Gene Ontology annotation, molecular function: GDP binding; GTP binding; GTPase activity. Gene Ontology annotation, biological process: Ras protein signal transduction. The transcript has 5 exons.